Brassica napus (rape) is the source of this 447-nucleotide messenger RNA. The record is from the annotation of a RefSeq genome assembly. NCBI's taxonomy places the organism in Eukaryota, Viridiplantae, Streptophyta, Magnoliopsida, Brassicales, Brassicaceae.
AUGGGGGGCUUGGAUGGUGAGCAAAAACUAUUGAUCAAGAAGUUGGUCAAUUUUCGCAUGAAAGAAGGUAAAAGAACGAGAGUUCGUGCUAUUGUUUAUCAAACUUUUCAUCGCCCAGCUCGAACUGAACGCGAUGUAAUCAAACUUAUGGUUGACGCCGUAGAGAAUAUAAAGCCCAUAUGCGAAGUAGCAAAAGUAGGAGUAGCGGGUACUAUUUAUGAUGUCCCUGGGAUUGUAGCCAGGGAUCGUCAACAAACCUUAGCUAUUCGUUGGAUCCUUGAAGCAGCUUUCAAACGACGUAUAAGCUACAGGAUAAGCUUAGAGAAAUGUUCAUUUGCUGAGAUACUGGAUGCUUACCAAAAGAGGGGAAGUGCACGUAGGAAAAGGGAGAAUCUUCAUGGACUGGCUUCCACCAAUCGAAGUUUCGCGCAUUUCAGAUGGUGGUAA